This is a messenger RNA of Chlorella variabilis, 1959 nucleotides long. RefSeq lists its product as hypothetical. The transcript is spliced from 9 exons. The coding region runs from base 1 to 1959 and encodes 652 amino acids. NCBI's taxonomy places the organism in Eukaryota, Viridiplantae, Chlorophyta, Trebouxiophyceae, Chlorellales, Chlorellaceae. The record is from RefSeq and is a predicted model, not a curated record.
AUGGCGCAGCAGGCGCCGCAGCCUCCGCUGCCACCGGCAGAUGCGGCAGAGGACGAGGCGGCGAUGGAUGCGCCGGCGCUGCGGGCGCUGGUGCUGCGCCUGCGUGAGGCGCUCAGCGUGCGGGAGCGCCAGAUUGAGCGCAAGGCCGAGGAGGUGGCACAGAUGGCGGAGGUCGCGGAUGCGCUGCAGAGGCGCAACGCUGAGUUGGCGCAUGCCAGCAAGGAGGGGGAGGCGGUGGCGGAGAUACAGAGCGAGUUUGAGUCCAAGCUCAAGGCGGCUGAGCGCAAGGUGUAUGCCCUGACCAAGGAGCGGGACGCGCUCAAACGCGGCUCUGAGAAGCUGUCUGGCAUGGAUGACCUGGUACGGGAGAAGGAUGCCAUCAUCAAGCAGGUGAUGGAGGAGGGCGAGGCGCUGAGCCGCAAGCAGCUGGCCCAGGAGCAGACGAUCAAGAAGCUGCGGGGGCAGGCCAAGGAGCUGCAGGGGCAGGCCAGGGAGCUGCAGGCGGCGCUGGAUGCGGAGCGCGCCAAGGCGGCGUCGGCGGUCAGCGAGCGGGCCAGCACCGCGGGGGAGCUGUACUCCAUCAGGGAGCAGCACGCGGCGGAGCUGCAGGCGGAGCGGCAGCACUAUGAGCGGCUGCUGGAGGAGUCGCGUGAGGCGCAGGCGGCGGCAGAGGCUCGCGCGGCGGAGGCUGCCAAGGCGGGUGCUGCGCGGCGGCUGAAGGAGGCGGAGGCGCGGGUGGAGUCUCUGGAGGGGACGGUGGGGGAGCUACGGGCGGAGCUGGAGCGGCAGCGCGCGACUGCCGACGAGCGGGAGGAGCUGCUGGCUGGGGAGGUGGCCGACCUGCAGCGGCGGUGCGCCGAGGCAGAGGCGCGGCAGCAGGAGGCGGCGGCGCGCGUCCCGGAGGCCACCCAGCCGCUGAUGCGCCAGCUGGAGGCCAUGCAGGCGGCGGCCAGCCAGCAGGCGGCGGCGUGGGCGGAGGCGGAGCGCGGCCUGCAGGAGCGGCUGCGCGGCGCCGAGGCGGCGGCCGCCGCCGCUACCGCCCAGGCGGCGCAGCUGGGGCGGGAGCUGGCAGAGGCCAGGCAGCACCUGGCAGCGGCCACCGACCAGCUGUCCUCGGCGCGCCGCUCCCUGGCCGAGGCGCAGCAGAGCGCGGAGAUUGAGCGGCAGCGGCGUGGGGCGGCGGAGACGACCGCGGGGCACCUGCGCUCCGACCUGGCCUCCGCCCAGGACUCGCUCAACACAUUGGAGAAGGUGUACGCGCAGCAGAUCGAGUCGCUGCAGGCGCGGGAGUUGUCUGCGCUCAGCGCCGUGCGGGCUUUGGAGGGCAAGAUGAAGGCGGCCAACGGCAGCGCCGACGCGCCGCCCGCGCUGGCGGCCCCCGGCUUCAAGUGGCUGCUGGUCAAGGAAGGGCAGGAGGCUGCUGCCGCCGCUUCUGCCGCCCCCAUCCGCCAGGCCAGCUCCGUGGCCGCAGCCUCCAGCUCCGAGGAGCUGGCAGCAGAUGCGGCUGCAGCUGCGGCCGAGGAUGAGAGCUUGAAGGUGGGCGGCAGCCUGCUGUGGGGUUCCGCGGCUGCCAGCCGCUCCAGCCUGGCGGCAGACGGCGGCGGCACGCGGCCACGCGACCAGCAAGUGGCGGCGCUGCAGCAGCAGGUGCGCCAGCUGGAGGCCACGCGGGACCAGCUGUCGGAGGAGCUGGUGCGCGCGGCCACCGAGGCGGCGGCGGGACAGGCGGCGCGGGCGGGCGCGGCGGCCGCCGAGCGCCGCCUGGCCGACCUUCAGGAGCGGCUGGCGGCGGCGGUGGAGCUGCUGGGGGAGAAGGAGGAGCUUCUGGAGGAGGCUCAGGCGGACAUGGAGGAGAUGCGGGCCAACUACCGCCAGCAGAUUGAGUUCAUGGCGCAGCAGCUGACGUCGGCGCAGGAGCGGGCCGAGCCGCCGCCGGCGGCCUCGCCGGCUGCGCAGUAG